Molecule: messenger RNA, 3542 nt
Organism: Branchiostoma floridae (Florida lancelet)
Lineage: Eukaryota; Metazoa; Chordata; Leptocardii; Amphioxiformes; Branchiostomatidae
Product: rab proteins geranylgeranyltransferase component A 2-like
Exons: 17
Coding region: 31-2244 (737 amino acids)
Biological process (GO): vesicle-mediated transport; intracellular protein transport; small GTPase-mediated signal transduction
Cellular component (GO): nucleus; Rab-protein geranylgeranyltransferase complex; cytoplasm
Molecular function (GO): GDP-dissociation inhibitor activity
Source: RefSeq, a predicted model, not a curated record
UCAAAAUGUCAUUUAGAAAGACCCACCAACAUGGCGGACGAGCUGCCUUCCGAAUUUGAUGCGAUUGUUUUGGGCACUGGGAUGGCAGAGUCCAUCCUAGCUGCUGCCCUGGCCCGCUGUGGACAGAAAGUGCUGCAUUUAGACAGAAAUGAUUACUACAGUGGGGGCUGGGCCACCUUCAACUGGGAUGGCCUACAGCGCUGGAUCACCAGACAGACACACCCAGCUGUUCAAGCAAUGAAUGAGGCAGAAGGGACCAAACCUGUGGAAUGUUCCAAGUUGGAGGAGGGGGAGUCAGCUCUGUCAGUCCCUCAGCAGGCAAAUACCAUCUCCAACUUAGAGAUGUUUACUUAUGUCAGAGAAAAAGCAGAAGAACCCCCACCUGAAGAGAAAGAAGCACAGGAGGUAGUGACUGACAAAGAAGAGGGACAGACAUCAGGAGCAGAGGAAAUCCAGCAGCAAAUUCAUACUACAGAAGAUUCAGAACAAGCUACAGGUUUAGGUGAAUCCCCAGCUGAUGCUACACCUGAAGAAUUGGCUAAAGAAACUGAAAGUGAUGACAAAAGUGAUGACAGGUGUGAUGAAAAAAAGGAAGACAGCCCAGAAGAAAAGAAACAACAGGAAAAACAAGAUGGCCUGGAGGAAGAGAAGCAAGAUAGCCAAGAAAAAGGAACACUUGAGAGCCCAGCACCAGCUAGCAGUGUUGUUCAACAGGAAAAGGUUCAAGAAAAAUCAGAGCCUCCAAAGAAAAUGGAACCUAAGAAAUGGAGCAUGGAUGACAUUCACAAGGAGUGGAGGAGGUUCAACAUCGACCUCUCUCCUAAGAUGUUGUUUGGGCGAGGUUCCCUGGUGGAGCUGCUCAUCACCUCCAACAUCAGUCGGUACUGUGAGUUCAAGGCUGUUAGCAGGAUCCUGACUCUGCUGAAUGGGCAACUGGAACAGGUGCCGUGUUCGCGAGCGGAUGUGUUCAGCAGUAAGUUUGUGACCGUGCUGGAGAAGCGGAUGCUGAUGAAGUUCCUGACCUUCUGUGUGGAGUAUGAACAGCAUCCAGAGGAGUACCAGGGCUGGGAGGAGAAGCCUUUCUCAGAGUACCUGCAGUCCCGACAGCUGACUCCAAACCUGCAGCACUUCAUCUUCCAUGCCAUCGCCAUGGCAACAAGAGAUGCCACAACUCUGGAGGGUUUGAAGUCCACCCAGAGGUUUUUGCGGUCCCUUGGUCGCUAUGGCAACACACCAUUCCUGUGGCCUCUGUACGGACCAGGAGAGCUACCUCAGUGCUUCUGCAGGAUGUGUGCUGUGUUUGCUGGUAUCUACUGUCUCCGAAGAGCUGCCAGGGAGUUGAUCAUCGACAAGGAUAGUAACAAGUGUAAGGGUAUUGUCUGCACAGAAGGACAAAGGAUCAGCUGUAGGUGGAUGGUGAUGCAAGGCAGUUACGUGCCCCACAUGUGCAGAAAACCUGAUCCUCCUGUUGGGUCUGUAUCCAGAGGCAUCUUCUUUACAGACAGAUCCCUGAAGGCUUCAGAGAACGAGCAGAUCACCCUGCUGUCCAUUCCACCAGUAGAGGGCAGCAACUUCCCAGUCAGAGCUGUGGAACUGGGAAAUGGGGCCUCAGCCUGUCCUAAGGGCAUGUUUGUUGUUCACCUGACAAGUCAAGGCACUGGUUCUGCCAAAGCUGACCUCCAGCCCGCAGCUGAGAAGUUGUUCCAGCCUCUGGAUGGUGAAGAUGCAGACACAGAGUCAGACAGACCCAAAGUGCUGUGGUGUGUGUACUUCAACCAGCUGGACACCACAGACUGCGAUCCCAGCAGCCUCUACACAGGGCUGCCUGAGAACAUUGUGGUCACAUCUGGGCCAGGCGUGGAUCUGGGGUACGAGCAGGCAGUACAACAGGCAAGAAGCCUGUUUGAGCAGAUGUGUCCAGGGGAAGAGUUUCUCCCCGCAGCCCCUAACCCUGAGGACAUCAUCUAUGAGGACGAUGAUGGUUACAAGUCCGGCGAGGCCCCCAGCAGCUCCGACAACUCCGAGGAAAAUGGGAACGACAGCGAGUGGAAACCCGACCAGGAGAAGCUGGACGAAGGAGUCGCGGGCGCUAGUAAUGAAGUAUCCCAGGAUGCAGCAGGAGAGGGAGCUCAGGGUGGGGAUGAGGGGCUGCCACAGGGAGGGGGCGAGGAAGUCCCCCAGGGUGGGGAGGGUACAGGUGAUGCAGAGGCAGCAGCAAAGGAUACACAGGAGGCUGAAAUGUAAAAUUGCAAGGACGAAUGCUAUAAUUCAGCCCCUGAGGUCCAUCCUCAUGGGUAAAAAUUUUGGCAACUUAUUCAAUAGGAGUUACUUCAGAAUAAUUGUCUAGAGUAAAGGGGAGGGGGGGGAGGACAUUCCCCAAGAUUGAUAGGGUACAGGCAAUGUAGAGGCAUCACCAAAGGACAGAAAGGGUCAGGCUGAAAUGUAGGAUUAGAAGGACACUUGUACUGGAUAAGGUCAGUAAAUUGGCGAAUCUGUGAUGUCAUGCCAAAAUGUUGGCAACAUGAUUAGUAUGUAUUACUUUAAAAAAGGUAUUAUUGUCUAAAGAAAAGUUAAGUUGGAAGCCAAAAAUUUAAAAUUUGUUGAUUCCCACAUUGAAAAAUCUGCAGGACAGUACCUCAGAAUCCUCUGUAUGCUUGCACUGUUAAACAAUACAAACAAUGCAAUACUGCAUAUUCCAUAUAAGGUAUUGACCAUAUUUAAUGUAGCCUUCUAUUCAGAGGAACCUUUGAAGUGUUGGCACCUUUUAGGAUAGUGAAGGAGGUAACAUUGUAGACUUUGCCUUUUCAAGAACACAAUGAAUAGGACUAGAUUGAUAAUCAUCUUGCCUCAAGCUUUUUUGAUGGUUUAUCAAGAUCUUGAUAUUGAAGUUCAUUUGAAUUAUGUUUUCAUAUUUGUUGUAAAUGUUUACUUGUACAUGUUGUUUCUCUUCUCUCUAAUAAAAAGCUGGGCAAGGCUGAAAUACAAGAUAUUUCCACUCUGUAGUCUGUAAUGGACAUUGAUAAGCAAAGUAUAGAAUUUGAAAAUCAUUCCCACUAUAGAGUCUUUACAAAUUACUGAACAUUUUAUAGGAAGUUAGAUCGAAAAUUGCUUUCUACCAAACUUUUGGCUGUAGAUUAUGUCAGCAAUGUAAGGUGCAGUUUGCUUCUGAAAAAUCCAAACUUAACUCUAAGAUCAUGUUAUUGAUCGAUACAGAUGAGUAUUCAAGUUGAGCUAUAUUUAAAGCUGUAACAUAUUUUGUUGUUGGUCAUCACCAAUUAACUACAUUUCAGUCAUGAUAAGACUGUUGUUAGAAAUAUGCACAAAGACUAUCAUUUAUUAAAUGUCAUGAUAUUAGCUUAGCAGGUUCCGUAUGUCUUUGUUAAAACAUAUGUUGAUUAGAAAAGAAACAAACACAGAGUUUUACACAUACCACAUUUAUUGGCUGCUUGGAACAGGUGACAUGACAGAGUUUUUACAAAGCCGUUUGAGAGAUAUUCAAUGCUACUUAACCCUUUGUUCACUGCCUUGCACUUUACCCAACC